Tilletiopsis washingtonensis is the source of this 1237-nucleotide messenger RNA. RefSeq lists its product as hypothetical. Gene Ontology annotation, molecular function: protein kinase regulator activity. The record is from RefSeq and is a predicted model, not a curated record. NCBI's taxonomy places the organism in Eukaryota, Fungi, Basidiomycota, Exobasidiomycetes, Entylomatales. Gene Ontology annotation, cellular component: protein kinase CK2 complex; cytoplasm. The coding region runs from base 130 to 1032 and encodes 300 amino acids. The transcript is spliced from 5 exons.
CCACCACCUCCGACCUUCGCCGCCGCCGCCGAGGCAUCACGUCCAGCCUCGCUUCCACCUGCACCUGCACACACACUCUCUCCCACUCCACUUUCAUCCGCUUGCUCCACUCUCGGCUGUGUGCCCACCAUGGAGGAGCUCUCCUCCAACUCUUCCGACUACGCCGCCAACAGCUGGGUCACCUGGUUUCUCGGCACAAAGGGCAACGAGUACUUCUGCGAGGUCGACGAAGACUACAUCCUCGAUCGCUUCAACCUCACGGGGCUCAACACCGAGGUGCAGCACUACCCCGCCGCGCUCGAUCUGGUCACCGAUGCGCUGGAGGACGAGCUAGAUGACUCGUCGCGCGAUGCCGUCGAGAACCAGGCGCGGCUGCUGUACGGUCUGGUGCAUGCCCGCUACAUCAUCACCAGUCGCGGGCUCGCCAAGAUGCUGGAGAAGUACAAGCGCGCCGACUUUGGGCGCUGUCCGCGCGUGCUGUGCUACCAGCAGGCGUUGCUGCCCGUCGGCCUCUCCGACGUGCCCUUCCAAAAGGCCGUCAAGCUCUUCUGUCCGCGCUGCGAGGACAUCUACUCGCCAAAGUCCAGCCGGCACGGCACGAUUGACGGCGCCUUCUUUGGCAGUACGUUUCCGCAUAUGCUCUUCAUGGUCUACCCGCACAUGCUGCCUUCCAAAUCGCCCACCUCUCCCUCUCCCUUUCUUCUCUCCUCCACCUCUGCCUCUGCGGGAGCGGGAGGGGUGGGAGCAUCCGACGAGGCGCCGUCGGCCGCCGGCGCCGGGCCUGCGGGCGCGCCGGGCGGAGGGAGCACGUCGAGCGCCGCGUCGAAAGUGGAGCGCUACCGGCCGCGCAUCUUUGGCUUCCCCACGCACGAGACGGCCAAGCUGCAUCGCUGGCAGGAGGCACAGCGCGACGCCCAGAUCGAGCGCCUCGAACGCGCAGAGGCAAGAAGUGCACUCGCCUCCGCGGCGCCCGGAGCGGGCGUCGGCGCCGGAGCGCCCGCUGUGCCCGUGGGAUUGGCGGCGCUUGACUAAAGAGCCCGAGUAGCCCCCCCCGUCCUCUGCCAACGACCCCCACCCACUCCCCCUCACGCGCUCCCUCCUUGUAAUCUCGACUCAUCUGUCCCUCCAUCGUUACCCAUGCAAUCGAACGCGCCCCCUCUGCCACGGGCUUUGACGCUGACGCAUCGCUUCGCGCACGCUCGCCGCUCUCGGCGCCUUUACGCUACUCUGCGGCUCC